AUGAAACGCACAUUGAUCCAUCCGUGGCGCAAGAAGGUUCAGGAUGUGGCGACGGUGCGGUUGGGACCGCUUGCGAAUUCACCUACGCGGUCGACUGCUACUGUGGCGAAUUUUGUCCAUGAUAAUGCUCUAUCUAUCGCGAAAGGAUUGCCUCGGAAACGAAAGCUACAGCAACAAAAGUCAUUCCCGGACCCUUCGCUAUACACAGCGCCCCGACGCGUACGCCGAAAUGAUCUCGUGCCUGUAAUUCAGCCGGAGAAAGUGAAAUACGACCGCUGGUUCAUUCAACCGCGUGCCGCGUGGAAAGUGCGGUGGGAUCUCUGGAUCGGGUUUAUCAUUGCCUACAGUGUCAUCCUUAUACCAUAUCGGAUUGGGUUUGGCAUCGACCUAUCUGGGUGGGAGCAGAUAAUGAACUACUGUUUUGAUAGCAGCUUCGCCGUCGACGUGAUCCUCAACUUUUUUACAGGAUACUAUGACGAAGACGUGUUGGUGUGCGAGCUUCGGAGAAUUCGUCAACGAUACCUUCGCAGUUGGUUUAUCUUCGAUAUCGCCUCCACUGUCCCUCUAGACCAGUUUUUACAAGUGGUCACCAACGCGUCAUCCUCUCUACUGACGCUCAAGCUUAUCCGCGUAUUCAGGUUAUUUCGCCUGCUGAAGCUCAUGCGGUUGUUGCGGCUCAAGCGCGCGAUGGAAGCUGUGCAAGUGGACGCACUCAACGCGCAUGUGCUCCAAACCCUCAAGAGUUUGCUCACUAUUAUUUUCAUCAUCCAUCUCGUGGCCUGCGGAUGGUAUAUGUUCUACACAUGGGAUCCAACGGGCCCGAAUUGGGUCACCAAUAUCGAAGCAAAGGGCUUCAAAAGCCCGUACCUUGUAAGUUUCUACUGGGUAUCGAAUACCAUGAUGUCCGUGGGAUACGGUGAGAUUUAUGGGAUCACUGAUGGGGAGCGGCUGUACUCGAUCUUCGUGGCGUGUCUCGGCUCAAUUUGCGUUGGUAUGAUCAUCGCAAACAUUCAAAUGCUUACGGAAAACUAUAACCCACGAGGCAUCAUGCUGAAACAGAAGCUGCAAGACACCAAGGAGUUCCUGAUCCAGCGUGGCAUUCCACGACGUCUCCGUCAGCGAGUUAUCUCACAGUUUGAAUUUCACUGGAGUCACCGCACAGUAUUCGAUGAAGACUAUUUACUACAGCAGUUCCCCAAAAGCCUCCAGUACGAAAUCCUUGCUGCGUCAAUGGAAUCGUUCGUGAAAAAGUUUCCUUUCUUCGGUAUGACUUCUGUGGAAUUUUUCGUGUUCGCAAUACCGCGACUGAGGCCAAUAGUUCUUGGCCCCGGACAAGUACUUGUGGAUGCUGAAAGCGUUUGGGAGGAGCUCUAUUUCCUCACAUCUGGCUCGGUGGAGACCGUGCAGUCCAACCUUGUGGUAGGGUCUCUCUCGCCUGGUGAAAUUUGUGGCAUUGAGUAUCUUGUGAACUCUCGUCGACGGUACACGCACACCUACCGCUCGAUAUCAAAAACCGAGCUCUAUGCGAUGUACAGCAAGGAUCUCCUCGAAGCGAUUGAUAAGUGCCCCGUAGCUCACAAGUAUCUUGAGGAUUUAGCAGUGAUCUUGGGUGAGAGAUAUGAGGAGUCUGCGAGGAGAGGAAGGCGAGCCAUGCAACGGAUGAGGUCGAUUCGGGCGGUUCGACGCGAGUCAUUUACGAGAGGGGAACCAUUUCUCCACAAACGGCAUCGCAAAUCGAUUUCUUCGAUAAACCUCCACACGAUGGCACCCGACUUGAUAACUCGAAUGGACAUGACCGUUGCAGGCGACGAAGUGGUGACGCACUGGUCCGUUAUUCGCCACUACUCCAAGCUGCGAAUCUCGUGGGACAUCGUAAUGGGCUUCAUGGUCUCCAUCACUGCCGUCACUGUGCCGUUUCGAAUAGCCUUCGAUGUGCAGGAUGUCCUGGUAUUCUACGCCACGGAUCGCAUUUCCGACGUAUUGUUUGUGUUGGACGUGGUUCUAAGUUUUUGCACCACGUACGUCGACGAUACAGGGGUGGAGAUCGUUGAUCGGAAGGAAAUCCGUCGCCACUAUCUGAAGACGACUUUUUUCGUCGACAUCAUGGCUACGAUCCCGUUUGACUUCGUUGUUGAGGCGGUUGCAGCGGGUAAUGUAUUCAAGUCCUUACGACUUAUCCGCACCCUCAAGCUCAUCAAGUUGCUGCGUCUAAUGCGCCUUUCGAAGCUGCUCAAAAUGAAUUCGCAAUGGAUGGCAGAGUUCGAUAUCAACGUCGACACAGUCCGACUUCUCAAGCUUCUAGCCCCAGUGAUGAUUAUUGCCCACUACGUCGGCUGCUUCUGGUUCUACAUGUCGGCCGAUCGGGAUGCAGAUGAUGCGUGGUGGGGCAACUUAUACUUUGAGGACCCAGACUCGAUCCUGUCCAAGUACAUUGCCAGCAUUUACUGGGCUAUCACAACUAUGACCACCGUCGGAUUUGGAGAUAUUGUUCCUGUGAACGACCUCGAAAAGGCCUACUGCAUUUUGGUUCUUAUCGGUGGCACCACAUUGUUUGCGUACGUGGUCGGUACUGUCAUUGAAGUGGCAAGCAACUCGAAAAGUCUGAUGAACCGAGAGCACGAAAUGGUCCAGCGUGUCAAUGCCUAUAUCAAAGAACGUGGCGUCUCGACCGAGUUCAUUGUGGCCUGCCAGGAGCAUUUGCGAUUCGUCGAUAGUGAAAAGACGUUCUUUGCAGAGAAUUCAUUGCUGGAUGCUCUCAGUUAUUCUCUACGCAGUGAGCUUACUCUCAUUCUCAAUGGUGGCGUGGUAUCAAAGAUCCGCUUCUUUGAUAAAAAGCCCAAGUGGUUCCUCACGCUCAUGCUGCCUCGACUCGUGCCACAAUUCUUUCUGGAAGGGGACAUCCUGAUUUACCAAGACAACCCCGUCAGUGGCAUCUUUUUCUUGAUGAACGGAGCUGUUAUCGCGAAGACACGCCAUUUCGCUCCGGUGCCGAAUGCUCACGCAACAAUGACGAGCGGUAGAAGUCAGUCAUCUGGGGGCGACCAUGUCAUCGCAGACCACCAGGGUACCAUUGCUAAGAUUUACGAAGGAGAGUUCUUCGGCUACAAGGAAACUCUGACAGAGACAGUGGCACAGUACAACUUGUUCGCUAUGCGAGCAACAGGGACGUAUUUGCUGCCGCGUGAAUGUCUCGAUGAGUUUGAAGCUCAAUAUCCCCGAGUAAUGGAUGAGAUCCGGUCACUGAUAAUUCAAUCGAUCACGCGACAGCAGAAGGUCGUCUCAGGUUGGCAAAACAACGACGCCAUCGGGCUAACAUCCGUCGAUCGCGAGCGCGUAGCCGAGCUGAACAUCACCCGUCGUGGGGGUGAUCACGACACUAUUCGAGCAAGUGUAAGCGGAAUAUCCAUGCUCCACCGAAGACACUCUUCCUUUGUGUCGUCCACUGGAUUGGGUCUUGGCCUUAUGGCUCAGAGCGUUGCAGCAGAGGUAGCUGCUCACGCGUUUCGCGCUGGUCGAAGAUCGAGCAUAUCGUUGCGAGAUGUUAAUGGCCAACGCCGGCCCUCGGAGCGUUAUUUGGCCAUGCGGAAGACCGACGUCACAGCGCUUGUUGAUGAGCUGCUGAGCGGGGAUGGAUUCCAGAUCCAGCGCACGGGCUCUGGGCGAACGCAAAAACCAACCGUCACGAACUAA
Phytophthora sojae is the source of this 3690-nucleotide messenger RNA. RefSeq lists its product as hypothetical. Lineage: Eukaryota; Oomycota; Peronosporomycetes; Peronosporales; Peronosporaceae. Gene Ontology annotation, biological process: potassium ion transmembrane transport; regulation of membrane potential. Gene Ontology annotation, molecular function: voltage-gated potassium channel activity. The transcript is spliced from 4 exons. The record is from RefSeq and is a predicted model, not a curated record. Gene Ontology annotation, cellular component: membrane. Bases 1 to 3690 code for a protein of 1229 amino acids.